AAAAAACAAAAAAAGCUCGUUGUAUGCUCACCGCUGCCUCGAGAAUCCAGAAAGCUCAUCGGGUAAAACACUUCUAGCGGUCUUUUUAAGGCUAUCGAUAGCCGGUCUAACAUGCCAACCAAUCGGUCAUGCAACCUCGAGUACAACGCCCAGUUAUACGCCGACAACGACGAACUCCAACGCGGCGUGAACCUCAAGGCCGUGGACUUGCUUCACAUGGCUUUCACUCCAGCCGACAACACCGAGAACCAGCAAUUCUUGGACAUAGGCUGCGGCACCGGGGACUUCACCCGAGACUGGCUGCUGCCUAGAUGUCCGCCCUGCCGAAGACUAGUCGCCGUAGACGCGUCUGAUGUGAUGCUCUCGUAUGCUCGCACAAACAGCGCGCAUUCCAAGAUCCAAUACGAUUACCUGAAUGUAGGUGAUGACGUCACGGACUUCGUCGGAAAGUACGGAAGGUUCGAACGAAUCUACUCCUUUUUCUGCCUCAACUGGCUUAAAGACCAGGCCGAAGCCAUGAGAAACGUGUCACGGCUGCUGACGCCAUCUGGCGAGUGUCUCCUGGUGUUUCCCGCCUGGUCGCCCACGCGGGCACUGUGGAAGCACAUUGCGCAGCUCGAUCGCUGGAAAAAGUUCUCGAACGUCUUCGAAGAGCUCACACCGAAAAGCCAGGAUUUGGAGGACGACAAGGAGAGACUGUCCUACCUGCGUGACAUUCUCGACUCUGCUGGCCUUAAGGCCAACACGUGCGAACUGCUUUAUUGUGUGGUCGGAAUCCACAAAGACACUCAGACUCUUGUCGACGCCCAGCUCUCCCUAAAUCCUGUGGUGGCAUCUCUAUCGCCCGAAGAGAAGGAACUGUUCCGCAAGGACGUGACCAACGAGGUUCUAAAAUGGAAGAGGGGCAACGUCUGCUCUACAAGGCCCUCGGUGUAUCUUGUUCACGCGAGAAAGCGAAACGAAUAAGCAUUAAAGUUCCGUGC
Molecule: messenger RNA, 983 nt
Organism: Rhipicephalus sanguineus (brown dog tick)
Lineage: Eukaryota; Metazoa; Arthropoda; Arachnida; Ixodida; Ixodidae
Product: juvenile hormone acid O-methyltransferase
Exons: 3
Coding region: 112-966 (284 amino acids)
Source: RefSeq, a predicted model, not a curated record